This is a messenger RNA of Colletotrichum higginsianum IMI 349063, 1011 nucleotides long. RefSeq lists its product as uncharacterized. Lineage: Eukaryota; Fungi; Ascomycota; Sordariomycetes; Glomerellales; Glomerellaceae. The transcript has a single exon. The coding region runs from base 1 to 1011 and encodes 336 amino acids. The record is from RefSeq and is a predicted model, not a curated record.
AUGAAGGGCCGUCCCAUCGACCAGCUCGUUUACGAGCAUAUGUUCCCCAAACCUCGCGCCAGCGAUCCCCAGAACUUCCACGCCCUUCUGCAACGCAGCCUGAUCCUCGAGGUUCGACAAGAGGUUCACUCCUUCUACGGCCACCUCGACACACAAGAAGCAAAAUACCCCGGGUUGGAUUACUGCAACCCCAUCCACCGCAUUCGCCUGAGCCGUUGGACUUGGCACCGUCGUCUGUUCCGAGCGUUUGACAACCUUCGCCUUACUCCCAACGAGAUCGCCGGCUUGACCAAAUGGGAGGGCACAAGAUGGGCCAAGGAGCGCUACGAAAAGGAGCAGGGCAUCAUCAUUCGGGACACUGCUGGUGAUGGCUUCCCCGAUUGGGUCGAACCCGAAGACCGUCCCACGCCCCCGGUUCGGACCGCCAGAUCACGCUCUGUCGAGACGGACGACGCAACAGACCCUGCCGACGAGGACAUGGACGGCGAAGAGAGCGAAGAAGAACUCGAGAGUGUGGGGGUGGCUCUGAACCAGCGUCUCAGAGAAAGGGCUGCCCGACGAGAGGCCGGAGACAUGUCGACAGUGCUGGACGAGGAAUGGGAGCAAUGGCUGAAGAAUGUCAUCGAGAGCGGCGAACUGCCGUACAUUUCCAACGGAAUCGCAACAUCAACAACUGACACCCCGGAUGCUGUUGUGCCGCAGGCACUUUUCCCUCCUCGUAUGCUGAUUGCUGCUCAAGCCGGCCAGUGGCAGGACAUUCCCGAUUUUCUCCACGACAUCAUUCGCCGCACUCUUGAGACUGGAUCGAGCAUAGGGGAGGUUGUUGUGCCACCUGCUCGUCUGCCCACUCUUGCCAGCUCCAAUGUAGCACGAGAGCGAAGAGGCACUGACGAGCACCACAUUGGCGGCAUCACAAACUGGCGGCGCACGUAUUCGGACCUGCGUCUCCCAGUCGGCGACAGCGCGACAAGCUCGACGUUGCAGCGGACAGCACAGGCACCCGGCGCCUAG